CUCGCCCCGCCCCGCCCCGCCCCGGUCCGGCCCAGCCCCGCGCGGUAAGAUGGCGGCGGCGGCGGCGGCUGAGGCCGAGUGCGAUGUGGUCAUGGCGGCGCCCGACGGGCCCGGCGAGACCGACAGCGACGAGGAGGCGCGCAGAGAAGCAGAGGCAUUCAAGGAGCAGGGAAAUGCAUACUAUGCCAAGAAAGAUUACAACGAAGCAUUCAACUACUACACAAAAGCCAUAGAUACGUGUCCCAAUAAUGCCAGUUAUUAUGGGAACAGAGCUGCCACGCUCAUGAUGCUGGGCAGGUUCCGAGAAGCACUGGAGGAUGCUCAGCAGUCAGUCAGGCUGGACGACAGCUUUGUACGGGGCCAUCUCCGGGAAGGGAAGUGCCACCUUUCCCUAGGGAAUGCCAUGGCUGCCAGCCGCUGCUUUCAACGAGUUUUAGAACUGGAUCAUAAGAAUACCCAGGCACAGCAGGAGCUGAAGAAUGCUACGACUGUGCUUGAGUAUGAAAAAAUAGCUGAAGUGGAUUUUGAGAAACGGGAUUUCAGGAAGGUUGUGUUUUGCAUGGAUCGUGCUCUGGAGUUCGCUCCCGCCUGUCACCGGUUCAAAAUCCUCAAGGCUGAGUGUUUGGCACUGCUGGGCCGGUACCCCGAGGCACAGUCUGUGGCCAGUGAUAUCCUGCGCAUGGACUCGACCAACGCCGACGCGCUCUACGUGCGCGGGCUGUGCCUCUACUACGAGGACUGCAUCGAGAAGGCCGUGCAGUUCUUCGUGCAGGCCCUCAGGAUGGCCCCUGACCACGAGAAGGCCUGUCUUGCCUGCCGGAAUGCCAAAGCACUUAAAGCGAAGAAGGAAGACGGGAAUAAAGCAUUCAAGAAAGGCAACUACAAACUAGCAUAUGAACUGUACACAGAGGCACUAGGAAUAGACCCAAAUAAUAUCAAAACAAAUGCCAAACUCUACUGCAACAGGGGGACGGUUAAUUCAAAGCUUAGGAAACUUGAAGAAGCGAUCGACGACUGCACGAACGCGGUGAAGCUGGACGACACCUACGUCAAAGCCUACCUGAGGAGGGCACAGUGUUACAUGGACACAGAGCAAUAUGAAGAUGCUGUAAGAGACUAUGAGAAGGUUUAUCAGACAGAGAAAACAAAAGAACACAAGCAGCUGCUAAAGAAUGCACAGGUGGAACUGAAAAAGAGCAAAAGGAAAGACUACUACAAAAUCCUGGGGGUGAACAAAAAUGCCUCUGAAGAUGAGAUCAAGAAGGCUUACAGGAAACGAGCACUAAUGCACCAUCCAGACCGACACAGUGGAGCAAGUGCAGAAGUACAGAAGGAAGAGGAGAAGAAAUUUAAGGAGGUUGGUGAAGCCUUCACCAUCCUGUCAGAUCCCAAGAAGAAGGCUCGCUAUGACAGUGGGCAGGACUUGGAAGAGGAUGGAUUAAACAUGGGAGAAUUUGAUCCAAAUAACAUCUUCAAGGCCUUCUUCAGCGGGCCAGGGGGCUUCAGCUUUGAAGCUUCUGGGCCUGGAAAUUUCUUUUUCCAGUUUGGCUAAGAAGCAAACAAACACAAAUCAAACCACACAUACCUGAUCUGCUUCUUUUAACCUCGAAUACGGACAGCCCCAGACUCCUCCUCCAUCACGUCUCGUUGUCCUUAGAGCAGUUUCAUUUCUGGGUUGGAGCCUCUGUUUGUGUGUUGUGUGUGUGAAGAGGAAACCAGCUCGGGAGGGGAAGGCUUGUGAAUUUUGUUUUACUGUUAACUUUAUUAAAAAAAAAAAAAAAUAAAGCUUUGAAUCUUUUGGUCCCUCCA
Molecule: messenger RNA, 1809 nt
Organism: Passer montanus (Eurasian tree sparrow)
Lineage: Eukaryota; Metazoa; Chordata; Aves; Passeriformes; Passeridae
Gene: DNAJC7
Product: DnaJ heat shock protein family (Hsp40) member C7
Exons: 14
Coding region: 50-1552 (500 amino acids)
Molecular function (GO): protein binding
Source: RefSeq, a predicted model, not a curated record